AAUGCUGCAACAGACUCUUGAGUGGUUAAUGAAUGAGUUUGCAGUUCCGGGGAGUUGAGAGCACAAACAAUUUACUUUCUAAACCAGGAAACUGAGCUUAAGCCCCAGGGUUCCUUGGAGAACACGGAGGUGUCCUUCUAUGGUCUCUGUUCUCCUUUACUCCUCCUCCCCCCAAACCACUUUGACUCUUUCCUCUUUCUUGUCCUCAUCUUCCUCCUCGUCCUCCUUCCUCUUCUACUGCUCCCAUCUGUUCCCGCUCCGAAGUGAAACUAGAAGUUUCCAACUAUGACCAAUAUCUCUAACUCCUCGGACUGCAAGAUGCGACUAUGGCUACCUCCUGGUGAAAGCCCAGCCAUAAGCGCUGCAAUGUUUUCUGCCGGAGUAUUGGGCAACCUCUUAGCCCUGGCACUGCUGAUGCGACGCUGGAGGAGUGACUCUAGGAGGAGUGACCUGGACGCCUCCGAGUGCUGCUGUAGGACCCCCAUUUCCCUGUUCCAUUUGCUAGUGACCGAGUUAGUGUUCACGGAUCUUCUGGGGACUUGCCUCAUCAGUCCAGUGGUACUGGCAUCAUAUUCACGAAAUCUAACUCUAGUAGCACUGGCCUCGGAUGGCCGGAUGUGCAUCUACUUUGCCUUCGCCAUGACCUUCUUCAGCCUCGCCACAAUGCUGAUGCUCUUUGCAAUGGCUUUAGAACGUUGCCUUUCCAUAGGCUAUCCUUACUUCUACGAGCGCUGCAUCACCUGGCGUCUCGGGUUGGUGGUACUGCCGGGAAUCUAUGUCUUUUCUCUGCUCUUUUGCUCCUUCCCAUUGCUGGACAACAAGCAGUUUGUGCAGUAUUGCCCUGGGACCUGGUGUUUCAUCAAACAUGAGAAGUCCCCUUUUUUGCAGAUAUAUGCCACGGUGUUACUGCUUCUCAUUGUUUCAGUGUUACUCUGCAACUUCAAUGUUAUCCUCAAUCUAGCCCGCAUGCACUCCCGAAGAAAAAGCAUUGGCAGGGUGCCCCCCCUUGACAGAGGCAGGGGUAGUCCAGGGAUCCUCAAGAAAGGGGAAAGAAUGUUCAUGUCAGAGGAGACAGAUCACCUCAUCCUCCUCGCUAUUAUGACCAUCACGUUUGUGAUUUGUUCAUUACCAAUUACGAUUUAUGCAUAUUUGACUGAACCUUCCUCUAGGGAGGAAAAAUGGGAACUACUAGCACUUCGAUUUUUAUCAAUUAAUUCAAUAAUUGAUCCUUGGAUAUUUGUCAUUCUUAGGCCUUCAGUUCUGAGGCUGAUGCGUUCAAUAUUAUAUUGUGAAAUUUCAUUGAAAGUGCAAGAUGCUCCACCAACAUAGUGACCUUUGUGCAUAAUGGUUACCAAUAUCACAAAACACCUGGAAAUCAGAUCUGAAAUAGAUCCUUGGGAAUAUGGAGAAAAAUAAAAGAAAAGGGGAAGGGAAUAAAAGAGAAAAGAGGGGAAAGAAAAAGAUGAGAACAAAAAAAAGGAGAGGAGAGAAAAAGAAAAUUAUGCUACUCUAAUAAACCAAAAUAACUUUGAGCAUUAGACUAGACAACAAAUACGUUGAAACGCUGCAUGAAAUUUUCCCACGGAUUCAGAAAACCUUUCUGGAGUAAGUAAAUUGUGUGAACUUUAGGGAAAAAAAUAAACAUCAGCAACUGAAAAUCUCAAUGCAAACUUGAUAACUAUAUUCAGUUACCUUUAAAUUUCAGUUUUCCUUUGAAUUAAGAAUACAUUCAGUCUUGAACUUUGCCUCUAAAAUGUUAUUUGUUAUUCUAUGUUAAGGACAUAAAAAUCAGAUAAAGUUAGAUAAUGCAUUUUAUUGCACAUUUCACCAUGUGGCUAUAUUGAAAUUGUUAUUUGUUUAACCAACCAAGUGCUAUCUUACAGUUUUUAAGUCAAUCAUAUAUCCCAGCCUUAUCUUUCUCAGGUCCCCCCCCCCAAAAAAAAGACUUCUGCUUCCCAUGAAGAUUCCAUUCUGAAGUUUCCUUGAAUUUUAUCUUCAUCUGCAGCUUACAUGCAUAAAUUCCUUUUCAGUAUAUCCAAAGUUUUGAAUUUUUUACAUAUAUUUUUUCUCUGAGCACUAGUGUAUAAUCUUCUUUCCUUCUCACUUACUCUAAAACUGAUUACAAAUAAAAACUCAUUAAAUGCAAAGGCUAUGUCUUAACUUUUGUAUCCAAAUACAUAGUAGGCCUUAUUGUUGACUAAGGCAGAAAGAGCACUUAAUAAGUCAGUAGAACUAGUUUUAUGCCUUUGCUCUGGUAUUGACUACUUGAGUGACCCUGAAUAUUUAUUUGGAUCCUCUGUCUCUCAGUUUUUCAGUAUAAAAAAGGCAUUUAUAUUGGAAGUAGUUAAGUUCUAUAUUGGUUCUAAGAAUCUAUCUGUAUUUCUGAGAUUUUAUUAAAAUGGAAAGGUAUCAGAAGCCUGAGUUCAAAGUUGCUUCUGAAGCUUACUCUCUAUGUGACGUUGGGAAAGUUAUUUUUCUUCUCUGGACCUCAUUUUCAUAUGAAAAUAAGGGAGUUUGAGAUUGUGGGAAAAUGGUGGCAUGUUAGUACCUAGAAAAGCUCAGUUACUACAAACACUGAAGAAAACAGAUUAAAAAUAAACUAGAAACAACAAUGAUAAAAGAAACCAAAAUAAAUAAACUAAAAAUUCUGCCAUUCAAUUCAGUACUGCAUAAAAAAAGAUUGGUAGAAUUCAACAGAACUGGGGAGCAGAGAGAAGCUAGGUGCAAGGCAAAAUAAAAAGUAAUCUGUCUGUAGUAAGAAAUAAAACUGGGCUAUUGCCUAUAAAAGAAGGGGGAGAUUCUUGGAUCUUAUUUUCAAAUGCAGCAGGCAAAAGAUAGGGCCAAACCAAAGGUGAAUUUGACAAAGUACAUCUCAAGGAGUUGAGUUCUUAUCUGAUGCAGUAAAUGAGGCUAGCCUAGUUCUAUGAAGUGUGAACCAUAGCAGGAGAUCAGGCAAGACCAGUAUCUGGGCAGAUUGGGCCUGACUAACAGCAGAAGGCAAGGUGAGACAAUUUAAGGUCUCAUAAGAUAUCAAAAUCAGGACCAAAGAAGAGCUAUUUAUACCACACAGUAGUAUAAGAAUCUGACCCAAACAACAUAUUAACUAUUUGGAAACUGAAGCAAGAGAUAUACAUAAAAAAAUCAAACAAAAAACAAAACCAGAAGUAACUCUAGUUUCUGUAAUGAGAAAAGCUCUAGGAAUCAACUCAGAAGUAGAGAUUAAAUUCACAAGUUAAGUAGCACUUCAAAAAAGGGGGGGGGGGCCUGUCCAUAAAGACUAGAAGAACAGCUGGGAAAAAAUUAAACAAGUAAUACAAAAUGAAAUAUCUAAGAAGAAACAAUUCAGAUAUCAUGGAGCCCCAGUCAAGAUAACACAGUAUCUGGCAGUCUCCACACUGAAGACUUGGAAUAUGAUAUUCAGGAAGGCAAGAGAACUGGUUCUACAACCAAAAAUCACCUACAAAUCAAAACUUACUAUAUACUUUAAGGAGAAAGUACAGGCAUUUAGUAAAAUAGAAGAUUUCCAAGCAUUCCUGAAGAAAAGACCAGAAUUAAACAGAAAAUUUGAUGUCCAAAUACAAAAUUCAAGAGAACUAUAACUCUUUAAAAAUUGUACUCAUUAUCAUAAUAAAAGAAAUAUACACA
Monodelphis domestica (gray short-tailed opossum) is the source of this 3645-nucleotide messenger RNA. It is a transcript of the gene PTGER2, whose product is annotated as prostaglandin E receptor 2. Gene Ontology annotation, molecular function: prostaglandin E receptor activity. Gene Ontology annotation, cellular component: plasma membrane. Gene Ontology annotation, biological process: positive regulation of cytosolic calcium ion concentration; cellular response to prostaglandin E stimulus; adenylate cyclase-activating G protein-coupled receptor signaling pathway. The record is from RefSeq and is a predicted model, not a curated record. NCBI's taxonomy places the organism in Eukaryota, Metazoa, Chordata, Mammalia, Didelphimorphia, Didelphidae.